Ascochyta rabiei is the source of this 279-nucleotide messenger RNA. RefSeq names its product 40S ribosomal protein S30. Gene Ontology annotation, molecular function: structural constituent of ribosome. The transcript has 4 exons. NCBI's taxonomy places the organism in Eukaryota, Fungi, Ascomycota, Dothideomycetes, Pleosporales, Didymellaceae. Gene Ontology annotation, biological process: translation. The record is from RefSeq and is a predicted model, not a curated record. Gene Ontology annotation, cellular component: ribosome; cytosolic small ribosomal subunit. The coding region runs from base 1 to 279 and encodes 92 amino acids.
AUGGGUAAGGUUCACGGAUCCCUCGCACGUGCCGGAAAGGUCAAGUCUCAGACUCGUAAGCUUAUACAUCUGCAUCCGCUUGCACAUCGACCGCAACACCGACCCAACCCGAUUUCUUUCAUGACGGACACAAUGACGACGCAAGACGUGGUUGAGCCCCAGGAGAAGAAGAAGACCCCCAAGGGCCGCGCCAAGAAGAGGCUCACUUACACCCGCCGUUUCGUCAACGUCACCAUGACCGGCGGCAAGAGGAAGAUGAACCCUAACCCCACCUCGUAA